Molecule: messenger RNA, 744 nt
Organism: Temnothorax curvispinosus
Lineage: Eukaryota; Metazoa; Arthropoda; Insecta; Hymenoptera; Formicidae
Product: longitudinals lacking protein-like
Exons: 2
Coding region: 54-368 (104 amino acids)
Source: RefSeq, a predicted model, not a curated record
CAAUUCUCCAUGGUGAAAUUUAGGAAGAAGAGGCGGUGAAAAAAAAAUUGCUAAUGACUGACAUAGAUAGAACGGAGAGUACAAAGCGUUACAUGAAGAUGAGCUAUUACGUGACACAAACGGUGAAGGAUCGACGGCGGUGUCGUGGCCAAGGUCGCUUCGCCUGCGACAACUGCGAUCGUCGUUAUCACCAGAUGAAGAAUCUCAGGAGGCACGUGACGAACGAGUGCGGCAAGCAGCCGAUGCAUCAGUGCUCCUUCUGUCCGUACAGAGCGACUUAUAAGUCGUAUCUUCAAGUGCACAUGACGAAACACGCCAAGCACGGUUUCGUACCUCGCAUGGCCACCCUGAAGCAUCAUGAUUCAUGAAAGCCCUCUCGAUCCGUGCCUGCUAAGUAACACGUCGACUUUCUACUCGCUCGAGUGUCGAAGUUACUUACCGGGAUCUCGAAGAUCGCGAGGCUUUCGUAGAACGGCGGGUUAGUACGAGAAUGAACAAAAAUUUUCGCGUGUGAUUUCUUUCUGGUAUGCCGAUAGUAUCAUCUAAAGAAAUCUCAACUAUUGUCUAGAACAUGUACGACGUGAAGUUUCGAUAUAUUUCCUUUUUAUCAACUUGUGUUUGAAUCGUGAAGCAUUCCAUAUUUAUGUCGCUAUGCUAACGUAGAAGUCCCUUCGACGAGGAUCAUCUUAGGUCUAAGAUAAAUCUCUGAGGAAUUUAAUAAAGAGUCUACAUCUCAUUCCGAGA